This is a messenger RNA of Dovyalis caffra, 255 nucleotides long. NCBI's taxonomy places the organism in Eukaryota, Viridiplantae, Streptophyta, Magnoliopsida, Malpighiales, Salicaceae. The record is from the annotation of a GenBank genome assembly.
AUGGAGGCUCUUGAGACUGUUCGUUUCAAAAAUGUUGUUUCCCCUAGCACCAACUUAGAUAACCCUCAUGCACUUGAUGGUGACCUUAUUGAGGAGAUAGGCAAUGCAUGCAAGAAGUGGGGGUUUUUUCAAGUGAUCCAUCAUGGAGUCUCUCUUGAUAAGCGACAAAAGAUUGAGGAGAAAGGAAAGAGAAAUAAUGGAAGAGAUAAAAAGAAAAAGAAGAAGACAGAUUCAUGGGAACGAGAAGAGAACUAA